This is a messenger RNA of Struthio camelus australis, 2103 nucleotides long. The record is from RefSeq and is a predicted model, not a curated record. Lineage: Eukaryota; Metazoa; Chordata; Aves; Struthioniformes; Struthionidae.
CCGCCCCCGGCCCUUAUCACCUGGCGUGUGACAGCUCCUCGUCUUCAGCGCACGGUGCGGUGGGUGGGCAGCGGAGACGAUCGAGAUAUGGUUGCUCAAGUCCUCCGGGCAGAAGGUAGAGCACCACAGAGAGCUAACAUGGAAUCAUGGCAGGAAUACCGAGAUUUACGAGGAAGAGCUACAGGACUUAUUUCUGCGGAGGGGGAACAAUGGCUAAAAAUGAGAAGUGUACUGAGGCAAAAAAUUCUGAAACCCAAAGAUGUGGCUGUUUUCUCUGGAGGAGUCAAUGAAGUUAUUACAGAUUUAAUUAAAAGGAUCCACACCCUCAGAAGUCAAGAGGACGACAGGGAAACAGUGACCAAUGUUAACAACCUUUUCUUCAAGUAUUCAAUGGAAGGUGUGGCAACUAUUCUUUAUGAAUGCCGGUUGGGCUGCCUGGAAAACAGUGUCCCACAACAGACUGUUGAAUAUAUUGAGGCUCUGGAGUUGAUGUUUAGUAUGUUUAAGACCACUAUGUAUGCAGGUGCUAUUCCCAAAUGGCUUCGUCCACUUAUUCCAAAACCCUGGAGAGAGUUCUGCAGAUCCUGGGAUGGACUCUUCAAAUUUAGUCAAAUCCAUGUUGACAACAAAUUAAAGGCUAUUCAGUCUCAGCUGGACCAGGGAAAAGAAGUGAAUGGUGGGCUACUCACCUACCUCCUAGUGAGUAAAGAACUUACUUUGGAAGAGAUCUAUGCUAAUAUGACGGAAAUGCUCCUGGCAGGAGUGGACACAACUUCUUUUACUUUGUCCUGGGCAACGUAUUUGUUGGCAAAGCACCCUGAGGUUCAGCAACAUGUUUAUGAGGAAAUAGUCAAUAAGCUGGGGAGGGACCAAGUUCCUGUUGCUGACGAUGUCCCCAAGAUGCCUUUGAUUAGAGCUGUGCUCAAAGAAACCCUCAGGUUAUAUCCAGUAUUGCCAGGAAAUGGAAGAGUGACCCAGAAAGACUUGAUUGUUGGAGGAUACUUGAUACCUAAAGGGACACAGCUGGCACUCUGUCACUAUACUACUUCGUACAGUGAAGAAAAUUUUCCGAUGGCAGAUAAGUUCCGACCUGAGCGCUGGCUGAGGAAAGAUGCUUUGGACAGAGUAGACAAUUUUGGUUCAAUCCCAUUUGGUUAUGGCAUUCGAAGUUGUAUAGGAAAAAGAAUUGCAGAGCUGGAAAUUCAUCUUGCACUGAUUCAGUUGCUACAGAAUUUUGAGAUCAAAAUUUCUCCUAGAACUGAACCGGUUCAUGCCAAAACUCAUGGGCUUUUGACUCCUGGAAACUCCAUCAAUGUGAGAUUUUCUGAUAGAAAGUGAGACUCAAGUGUUUUGGAAAUACUUGUAUAAUUUUCAUGGGAACAGACACAUCUCAUGGAUAUUUGAUCAUAUUUGUUCUCUGAUUUGUAGUUAUAUGGCAAAAUGAUCAAGUCUUACAUUCCAUUUUAGUUCUAGCAGUACAGUAGAGAAGUUACCUCUCAUAAAAUAUAAUUACACAUUUGGAAAUAUAUACUGAAGCAAUAUCUUUUUGCACUGGGAAUUUUCCUUUCCCUGGAAAGAUUUCUAAUAGUAACAACACAUACACUGAAAAGAGCAAAUGAAAUUCAGGCAUAUUUGUAUCAUCCAGUGGUUUUGUUAUACUGCUUAGUCAUAAAAGUCAAUUAUUCGUGUGAGUCUGAGAACAUGUAGAAUUAUUAUAUAAUAUAUACAAAUUAGCUGCAUGUAUGAGUUGUUUUCCUGGUUCUUGUCCUCCAGUGUGUUUUUUUUAGUUCCCACCUAACAGUGAAAUUGAGGUCAUUUUUCUCUCGUCUGUAAAAGCAUUUACACUAUGUGUGUUUAAAAAAAAAAAGGAAUACAGUAAUAUGAACUGUAAAGAUAUAAAAAGUACAAAUUAUAUCUGUUUGUUUAGAAUCAAAAUUCAGGACAGUUCAAAAAUAUUCAAACAUAAUCCCCAUAAAAUCUUUCUAUAUAACUGAAACCUUUUAAAAAAUAAAAAUCUUAAAAAUUUGAACAUCACUUUGCAGACUUACAAACCCAGACAGUGUCCACGUUACCAAAACAUAAAAUCUGAGUGGAAUAGCACAA